AUGAGUUGUACAAGACCAGAUAUAGCUUAUGCAGUAAGCAAACUAAGUAGAUACACGAGUAAUCCGAGUAAUAAUCAUUGGAAAGCCAUUGUACGAUUACUUAGGUAUUUAAGAAAUACUCAUGAUUAUGGUCUACACUACACGAGACAUUCUGCUGUUAUCGAAGGGUACACUGAUGCUGAUUGGAUUUCAGAUAUGAAAGACUCUAAGUCAACAAGUGGAUAUGUAUUUAUACUUGGAGGUGCAGCUAUAUCUUGGAAAUCUUCUAAACAAACUAUUAUUGCUAAAUCCACGAUGGAAUCUGAAUUUAUAGCUCUUGGAAAAUGUGGUGAAGAAGCUGAAUGGCUACGUCUAUUCUUAGAAGAUAUUCCAAUAUGUUACGCCGAUGUUAUUGAUGUUGUCAUCGUUGAAUCAUGUUGA
Impatiens glandulifera is the source of this 420-nucleotide messenger RNA. RefSeq names its product secreted RxLR effector protein 161-like. The transcript is spliced from 2 exons. The record is from RefSeq and is a predicted model, not a curated record. Lineage: Eukaryota; Viridiplantae; Streptophyta; Magnoliopsida; Ericales; Balsaminaceae. Bases 1 to 420 code for a protein of 139 amino acids.